AUGCGGCCAGACCAAAAUUUGCUUUCCAUUAUGUGGAAGAAAAAAAAUUGGGUUGAUGUUGCAAAUGAUCUUUUAAGGAGCUGCAACGUAAACCAGCGCAUAAAGCAUCUCUCAGAAUGUGGUGCUGAUGUGUUUGUUCGUCUUUAUGAGUCAAUCUUAGGAGAAAAAGUACCAGAUUUCAUAGCUACUCCUAGAAGCCAAGAGGAUGAUGCACAUAAUGUACAAGCAGUAAUAGAUUCCUUGGCAUUGGACUACUUGCAGGUCAGCUUGUCGCACAUCAGUGGUGAGAACAUUGUGAAAGGAGAAAAGGAAUCUAUCAGAAACCUCCUCGAAAUAUUUGAUGGUUUGUUAGAGUAUCUUACAGAAGAAGUCAGUGAAUCUUCUUCUCAGAAUGGAGAUGACGCAAAUGUGCUGUCCAAUAAUGAAAUUCAAAUUGCAUCUCAAGGGCAGUUGGAAAGCAAUGCUGGUCAACUUACUCAACCUUCAAUAUUCUCAUCAGUUGAAGGGUCCCAGUCAGAAUUUUUUGUUCCAUCUUGUGAUAUAGAUGGAUCAGAAUCUACCAGUGAAUUAAUUAGACUUGGAGAUACUGCUCAUUCAUUUUCCAAGAGAGAGGAAGCACCACUUCUAGAAUUCCAGUUGCCUGAAUUGUUACCAGCAGAAACGGACAAGGGGGUGGAAGAGUCUAAAAACUCAGGGGCUAUUGCAACAUUACCUAGACAGUUCUCUGAAAUUGAAAGGGCCGUUGUAAAGGAAAAGGAAGAUGGAUCAAUGGAAUCUGUUCAUACUACUGAACCUCAAAAAGAGAGUUUGAGUGCCAGCGCUACAAAACUUGGGGAGCCUAUACAGCAAGCUAUUCCUUUGCUACCACCAUUUCAGGCUUCGGAAGCCAGACCUCAUUAUCCUGGAUGGAGAGAUUAUCAGAGCUCAGCCAGCCAGUCAGCAACUUUGGCUAACAGUCAAAGAGUGAAAAUUCCUACUGUAAAACUUGAAAAGUCACUUACACAAAAAUCUGAAGAUGUUUCUGGUAGUCUCCCCCUAUCAAGGAAAAUCCCUGUGGGAGACAAGGUGGUAUCAAAUGAUGCUGAGGACAACGUGGCAAAGGUUCCCUGGGUAUAUGGGACUUCAUCUGCUUCCUCUUUACAUCAAAAACUCUCUCUACGUGCUGAACAAGUAAUACAAACUCCAAGACCUGAAUCUAGAUAUCUGCCUAGAAAGAAAAGAUAUGAAAAUUCUACCACAGAUUCACUUGAAGAGUCUCCUUCCCACAGAACAACAAAGGAAAAGCUAUCUGAGCAAGAGCUUCAUAAAGUGUCAGAAAAACUCUCUCGCAGGUUAAAUGAACUAGAUUUAAUGUUAAAGAGAACUUUGGGUGGGCAGACCAGGGAAGAAGAGUUGACAGAUGAGGACAACCUGUCUCAGCACAGUGACAGUGUCAUGGAUUAUCGCCGAAGGAAAGCUGAACGAGACACAUCGCAUCUAAGGUACCCAAGCAGGCCACGAUCCCUUUCUCCGUCUUCACCCUCAUCUCAGCGUCAACUCUUUUCUGAGUUGGAAGAUAAACUUUGCAGUAAUGGAACAGGCCAUAUAAGGAAAAUACGCAACCAGUUGCAAAAAGAAAGGGAUGAAGGAACAAAAAAAGCAAAGAUGGUCGCUAAAGCUUAUAAAGAUGAACUAAGAAUUUAUGAAGCUAGGGAGAGACUUAGACUUUCCAAGCUUCGAGAAGUCAUCAAGGAAAUGGAACAAGAAUACAAAGAAAACAUCUUUAAAGAACCUCCAAAAAUGCCUCAGCCAGUGAAAGUUUAUUCUAGAAAAACCACACCUCGGAAUCCCAAAUACAGCCAGUGGAUUCCAAAACGAGGGACUGUGAAGCCAAAGAAAGCAGCUCCAAUGAAAGUAAGAGAUGAUGACCUCCUAUUUCAGCUACUGGAAGAGUUUCCCCACCUGCAUAUUUCCCACCAUACUAUGAAUAAGAUGUGGCAGCAGCAGCUUGCACAUACUGAACAACUUAAGGCAGCUUCUGGCAGAACUAGACCAAAACUCCAAAAUGAAGUUCAACAAGCCCUGAAGAAGCAUGAGCUUCUUGUUGCAAUUAUUAAAAAAGAUCAAGACCAUAACAAGAGACUGCAAGAAUUUAAGCAACGCAUCUGCCGACAGAAGUGGGCUCAGAAUAAAGUGAGAGAGAAACGCCAGCAAAUUGCUCGAGCCAGGAAAUAUUAUGAAGAUUACCGGGUUCAGUUGCGUGCCAAGAUGAUGCGGGCUAGGACACGGGAAGAAAGGAUAUUUAAAAACUUAUUUGAAGAAGGCUUAGAAAUUCAGAAGCAAAGACUGAAGGACCUGAGAGCAUAUGCUCGAGAGAAGCGUGCUGAGCAAAGGAGAGAGCAUCAAAAUGAGUUGGAGUCUAUGGAGAACUAUUACAAAGAUCAGUUUUCCAUGCUAGCAGAAGCUUUAUCUCAAGAACACCAAGAAAUCCAAACCAGAGAAAAAGCACAAGCACAAAUGCUACAGAAAACAAAAAGAGAAUUGAGAUCGAGGAUGGAAAAGGAAAUACAGCAACUGCAAGCAGCAAUAAUGCAAAGUGAUGAUGACACCUUUUUUCAAGAACUAGAAGCAGACAGACUGAAAUCUAGACUUCAGAUGGCUUCCUUUCAGUAUAGCAAAAGCCGUUUCUUGUAAGACUUACGGUAAAUAUCACUGCAGUUCGCUGGCUAACAUGAUGAGAAUCUCUGAGAGCUGCUGUAACAGGAAGAUGGCGUGUGGCUGUUUUUCUCUAAAAUAUCUGGUCUGUCAUUUUGACACAUCAGAGGUGUAGCUGCUGGUAUCUGGGAUCUCUACAGCACUUUUAUGAUCACCAAUAAAGUUUUUAAACUACUUUCUACCUUCUUGGCAAGACUGAGAUAAUGUGGAGCUCCACACAAAGGACAUGGGAUGAAGUCAGUGUGCUUUAGUGAAGUUAUCUUAGUAAAACAGUUGAAUGCUAAGCCUCAUCUACACCUGUGCUGGUUCUUACUGCUGGAGUGGAA
Messenger RNA from Pygoscelis adeliae (Adelie penguin), 3020 nucleotides. RefSeq names its product centrosomal protein 95kDa (gene CEP95). The transcript has 22 exons. The coding region runs from base 1 to 2673 and encodes 890 amino acids. The record is from RefSeq and is a predicted model, not a curated record. NCBI's taxonomy places the organism in Eukaryota, Metazoa, Chordata, Aves, Sphenisciformes, Spheniscidae. Gene Ontology annotation, cellular component: spindle pole; centrosome.